Messenger RNA from Chiloscyllium plagiosum (whitespotted bambooshark), 337 nucleotides. NCBI's taxonomy places the organism in Eukaryota, Metazoa, Chordata, Chondrichthyes, Orectolobiformes, Hemiscylliidae. The record is from RefSeq and is a predicted model, not a curated record.
UGCAUUCUCAUAUUUUAUCUGCAAAUUUCACAAUUGUCCACUACAGAUUCUGGCAGACUGGAAACAGAAAUUUGAGGAAUGUCAGGCUGAACUGGAAGCAGCUCAAAAGGAGUCUCGCAGUCUCAGUACCGAGGUCUUCAAGAUGAAGAACGCAUAUGAGGAAGCUCUGGAUCAACUUGAAACUCUUAAACGAGAGAACAAGAACCUGCAGCAGGAGAUCUCUGACCUGACUGAGCAUCUAGCUGAAAGCAGCAAAGCCCUCCAUGAAGUAGAAAAGGCAAAGAAGACAGCUGAACAGGAGAAGAGUGAAAUUCAGUCAGCUCUGGAGGAAGCAGAG